CCUAACCGUUCGCACCUUUCCGAAAAUAGAGCUUCCGUUUGUCCGCUCCUCUUCGUUAGUGUCUCUCCACUCCUUAAAAGCUCUCACUCUUCUCUCCUCUCAUGUCAGAUUUCCAUUUCUUCUUUGGAUUCGCAGUCGCACGGAACCAGUUUUGCAAGUUUGAACCCUAAAAGUUCAUCAAUGGCGGACGAGACGAUUGGCAAUGGCGCACCAUCGGACGUCGAUUAUCAGACGGGAGAAGAAGAUGUGAUGACAAGGCGAGAUGCUGGUUUUUUUGGUAGGGAUUCCAAGGUUUUAGAGAUAAACCGAAAGAUCGAAGCUCUGGAAUAUGAGAAUUCUGAAUUGACACGCGAGAGGGGGAAGAGUGAGGGGAAAAUCAAGGAAUUGAUGGAAGUGAUCGAAGGAUUGAGGACUGAUGGUGCUGCGUUGAAGGAUAAGCAGGAAGAGUUGCAGAGGGAGAUCGAACAAUCUUCUGAAGACAAGAAGGCUCUGCAAGUUAUCUCCGCACGUGCGGUUGAGUUGGAGACGCAGGUCGCUCGCCUCCAGCACGAUCUUGUCUCCUCGAUGACAGAAAGCAGUGAAGCGGCGGCGGAGUUGCGAGAGGUUAAGGAUGCAUUAGAAGAACUUAAACAGCGCAAUCUGACUAAGGAGGCGAAGGUUAAAAGUCUUGAGAAGGAGAAAGCUUCUCUGCUGGAACGAAUCCGUGAUUUGGAAGGUGAGGUUGCAGAGAUGAAGAAAUCCAAGUCGCAGAGUGAAAUCCGAAUCCGUGAUUUGGAGAAGAAAAUUUCACUUAUGGAGGCUAGGGAAUUUGACAAUAAGGAUCAGGGUAGCAAGCAUGAGGAGGAGACAAAAGCUAAAAUCUCGGAAAAAGAUGGAAAAAAUCUUCAGCUCCAGAAAGAUAUUGAGGGAUUGGAAUCGAAGGUCGUUGAGAAUACUUCGGCCUUGCAGAAGUUGCAGAAAGAGAUAAGCGAAAUUGAGAAACUGAACUCUUCUCUGGAAGUAGCUCUGAAACAAUCCCAAGAGAAAUUGAAGGAGACGGAAGCGAGGGCUAACCGUUUGCAGAAUGAACUUGCAGAAUCGGAGAAAUCAGUUAGAAAAUUUGAGGAACUGAACCCCAAUGGCACUGAGACAGCCAGGGAAUUAGACGCUGUCAAUGUGGAGAAAGGGUCGAAAGGUGUGAAGCUUCAGUGGCAAACGGCUGUGGUUUCCACCGGAACUGUUGCCGCAGCAGCGGCUUUAUUAUAUCUCACCUACGCCAGGCGAAGGUAGGAGAAAAGAGGAUAGAGAGAUUAGAGGAACAAACAUCUAAUCAAUAAUAAGGAAAAAAAGGUGAGGGUUUCAUGUUUUGACUACAAUUUCGUAUUGUUCUUCUGUCAAAUUCUCUGAUUUUUUUGCUGGGAUAUAUUCCUUAGUCUAAUCACAGAAGAACCGUAUAAAUGGAAUACACUACAAAGAGGAAUGAGAUCAUUUCUCCAUUUUGGUUUAUUUUAAUUUGAUCUUUUUCCACCUUUUUUUGGAAAUUUGAGAAUUGAGUAGAGGAACUACCUUCGAAUCUAGAGAUAAUUAAUUCAUCAUGUGAACUUAUUCGUUGUGUUUUUGACUUUUUAUAUCUUCUAUUGAUUGUAAUUUCAUCA
Macadamia integrifolia is the source of this 1634-nucleotide messenger RNA. Its product is annotated as peroxisomal and mitochondrial division factor 2-like. The record is from RefSeq and is a predicted model, not a curated record. NCBI's taxonomy places the organism in Eukaryota, Viridiplantae, Streptophyta, Magnoliopsida, Proteales, Proteaceae. The transcript has 2 exons. The coding region runs from base 181 to 1269 and encodes 362 amino acids.